Messenger RNA from Cercospora beticola, 693 nucleotides. RefSeq lists its product as uncharacterized. Lineage: Eukaryota; Fungi; Ascomycota; Dothideomycetes; Mycosphaerellales; Mycosphaerellaceae. The record is from RefSeq and is a predicted model, not a curated record.
AUGGCUGACGAAGAGAAGCCCAGAAACCGCAAGGAGCGGCGGGCGGCCGCGAAAGAAACUGGCAAGCCUGUCGAAGCACCCACGAAGAUGCCCAAACUUAAGAUGGCCAAGCCUGAUUACGAUGCUCGUCCAGCCAAAGGCACAACUUUACUUGACUUGUACGAACAGAAGAAGGAGCUUCUGGAAAAGGGCCAGCCUUUCGACAAUAAGUACUCCGAUGGCGUCCCGCGAGGUGAAAGUGGCAACAUCCUUGAUGUCGGGCUAGGAGACAACGAACCUAUCGGGCCUGUUGGAAAUGCCUUCUUCUGGUCGGUCUGCUUGAGUAUGCUGCAUUUCACUCUGGACGUCAUGACAUACAACCAAUACGCACAAGACAUCAUAUGGCCUGCCAUAUUCCGACGGUCCGGUACCAUCUUGCCUAUUCUCUUCAUCGCUAUUUUGAUGAUGAAGUCGGAUCUGGCGUACAAGCUGGGCGUGGUCAGGCAGCUCCUGUUUCUUGUCGCAGCAGUGGGGGCAGGAUGCUAUUUGAUUCAUGUGGGCAAUUCCUACGGCUACUUUGCGGUAAUGAAACAGGCUCCACCACUUGGCACAUUCUGGAUCUACAGCGUCGUCGAGCUGGACAAGUGGUAUGCUGUUGCCAGCCUGGGACUGAAUUUUGCAUUUCUGCUAUGGAACGGCUAUACGUUCUUCUGA